Molecule: messenger RNA, 1869 nt
Organism: Penicillium oxalicum
Lineage: Eukaryota; Fungi; Ascomycota; Eurotiomycetes; Eurotiales; Aspergillaceae
Product: putative AP-3 adaptor complex subunit mu
Exons: 3
Coding region: 1-1869 (622 amino acids)
Biological process (GO): endocytosis; intracellular protein transport
Cellular component (GO): cytoplasmic vesicle; clathrin adaptor complex
Source: RefSeq, a predicted model, not a curated record
AUGAGUGGCGAGAUUGAUGCUCUCUACAUAUUUGACGAGCAUAAUGCCCCUCUCGUUGAGCACGUUUACCGAUCCCGCCCGCCAUCGGCCGCGGCCAUCCUGCCCCUCUACCUUGCUCAUGCUGCCCCACGCCCUUCAUUAAUAUAUCUUCCUGGGGCAACACCUCCAGUGACAGUGUUUUCCACUGUCCAGUCCAAUAUUCUGUUUCUUGCCCUAUCAGAGGUGGAUACAGAACCACUCCUGGUGCUGGAAUUCCUGCAUCGUGUCGUUGAUAUCCUCGAGGAGUUUGUGGGCGCGCCAUUGCUCUCGAGCAAAAUCCAGGCCAAUUACGAGGUUGUUGCGCAGUUGCUCCAUGAAAUAUGUGAUGGCGGCAUCGUCUGCAACACAGAGCCCAAUCUUCUCCAAGAGGUUGUGGAUGUGCCCGGGUGGAUGGGGAAGCUGCUGGGUGGAAUCAACGUGCCUGGCUCAUCAACGCCAGCACUGGGUAGUACGAACCCACUCAAGCAGUCGAUAGCUGCGGCCAAUGUGUCGCAAGGCCCUGCGAUUCCUUGGCGGCGUUCCGGCGUUCGACAUACCUCCAACGAGCUGUACGUUGAUAUCAUUGAAUCUUUGUCAGUCACCGUCGCUCCUUCAGGUCGGGUGCUUUCUGCGCUCGCAUCUGGAACAAUCGCAUUUACCGCGAAAAUAUCUGGAGUCCCAGAUCUACUUCUCUCAUUGUCCGCCCCGGGAGGCCAACAAUCACUCGCGCGCAAGCUGGAACUUCCCGUCUUUCAUCCUUGCGUACGACUUGCCCGUUGGCGAGAGCGGCCCGGCGAGUUGAGCUUUGUGCCUCCAGACGGGCGAUUUAUCCUGGCCGGAUAUGAGGUCGAUCUACUGCCAAUUGACCCGAGCCUCGACCAACCUCCCACCCACAUGGAAAAACUGUUCCUCCCGGCUCUUGUUGAUAUUCGAAAAUCACUGGGUGCUACCGGCGCCGACUUUGAGGUUCGUUUGACAUUGAACACGAACUUCCCGGGCCAGUCAUCUGCCUCUCGGCCUACCGGCUCGCGGGGUGGGUCAGGCACGUCAACCCCGUCAUUCCUCGGGGGUAGUGGUGGGACAUCCUCUGGGCCGGUCCUGGAGGAGGUGGUGGUCACAGUGCCCAUUUCCAAAUUUGUGCGUCACAUCACGGACAUGCAGGCCAGUCGUGGUGAUGCGCAAUUCACCCACGCCACUGGUCUCUUGGAAUGGCGAGUUCCGACGGGUAAAGACGCUGGGACGAUUACUGGGACCGCCACCCUGCGCUGCACCGUAUCAGGAUAUCCAUCCGCCGAUGAGGAGAUGGACGAUAGCCCGGAAGAUGAAGAUGCCGAUACCAAUCUUCUGCAAGGGUACUAUGAGGCGCCAGCUUCGUACGACCCAAUGACCAGCCGAAGUGGCAAGACGCGAGACCCGUCAAAACGAAAGAAGAAAAAGAAGAAGUCAAGCAAAAAGUCUCGAUCGACGGAAGACACUGGCGAGACACCCGUUGAUGGCGGGUGGUCAGAUGACCCUUCCAAAGCCAAGGCGCCCUCGCCGAAUCCCUCCAAACCACAAACUCCGCAACCCACCACCCUCGCCCACCCUCCAUCUCAGCUACCGUCCUUUUUCACUCCUUCAUCUACAAAUCGUUCCACUCCUCGGAGGACGAAGGCGCAGAUCAAUGCCAGUCUGAUGCCGAACUCAGCCUCUGUCUCCUUUGCCGUGCGUGGCUGGCUCCCUUCGGGCAUCAAGGUCGACAGUUUGACAGUCGACCAACGCCGCAGCCGUGGACUCGGCGAAAGCGUCAAGCCAUACAAAGGUGUCAAGUAUCUCUGUGUCAGUAAACGUGGAGUGGAGCGGCGAUGUUAA